This is a messenger RNA of Acaromyces ingoldii, 288 nucleotides long. RefSeq lists its product as hypothetical. The record is from RefSeq and is a predicted model, not a curated record. The transcript has a single exon. Gene Ontology annotation, biological process: regulation of cellular respiration. The annotation marks the transcript as partial. NCBI's taxonomy places the organism in Eukaryota, Fungi, Basidiomycota, Exobasidiomycetes, Exobasidiales, Cryptobasidiaceae.
UCUUUCGCCCCUAUACCCAAAUUUGACGAUCGAUUUGCACGUCAGAACCGCUACGAGCCUCCACCAGAGUUUCCUCUGGCUUCACCCUAUUCAGGCAUAGUUCACCAUCUUUCGGGUCCCAACAUAUAUGCUCUUACUCAGAUCCUUCCACAUAAAGCUUCGAGACCGGUCGAUGGUGCUCCCGAAGGAUCCCACCUGCAUUCACUUUCAUUGCGCCCACGGGUUUGCCACCCAAAGACUCGCAGACAUGUUAGACUCCUUGGUCCGUGUUUCAAGACGGGUCACUGA